GCCUGUGCUCAUAAGUGUCAUCAUGGCUAGGCUUGCUGACUUCACUGCCUUUCUUUCUUCUAUUCAGGCUGAACUUUGUGCGGGCUCGAAACGCUUGUGGUUCUCAGCGAGCGCGAUCACAAUGGGCAAUUGGGGUAUAACAUCUAUGAAUAUCGAGAAAUGGGUGUCGAACGCAGAGUUGGUAGCUAUUUCUUGCAUCAACCCCUCACUCUCCAGCUCCGUCCAGCUCGGCGCCGAAGUCUCCCAGCGCCUAGCAUCGCUAAACGUUACCCUCAUCCUCGACAACUUCAUCCCAUUAGACAGCAACAUCGAGUGCACCUUCCUUGCCCAGCUGAACCAGUCCCUAGGAAAUUAG
Messenger RNA from Dothidotthia symphoricarpi CBS 119687, 355 nucleotides. RefSeq lists its product as uncharacterized. The transcript has 4 exons. Lineage: Eukaryota; Fungi; Ascomycota; Dothideomycetes; Pleosporales; Dothidotthiaceae. The record is from RefSeq and is a predicted model, not a curated record. Bases 23 to 355 code for a protein of 110 amino acids.